This is a messenger RNA of Peniophora sp. CBMAI 1063, 1386 nucleotides long. The record is from the annotation of a GenBank genome assembly. NCBI's taxonomy places the organism in Eukaryota, Fungi, Basidiomycota, Agaricomycetes, Russulales, Peniophoraceae.
AUGUCUUCAGCACCACCUCCCAACCCACCGCCAAGUGGGAACAACAAUAAUGGCAAAUCGCCCGCGCCGGCCGCAUCAUCCGACUCUGCGCCCGCACCCGAAGCCGAGAUGGACACGACGCCCGACGUACCGGAAGAAGAGACCUGGGCGGAUAUUCCCGAAGAGAUAUUGCAACUCAGCACGGACGACAUCAUCCAGCGCACGCGACUCAUCGAUAAUGACAUGAAGGUUAUCAGAAGCGAGACGACGCGGUUGCAGCACGAACAGAGCGUGAUGAAGGAGAAGAUUCGGGAGAACGGAGAGAAGGUCAAGCAGAAUAAGGUCUUGCCGUAUCUCGUUGGAAACGUCGUCGAGAUCCUGGAUGUUGCACCAGAAGGCGACGAGGACGGCGCGAACCAGGACUUGGACUCGAUGCGCCAAGGCAAGAGCGCCGUCAUCAAGACCUCAACCCGCCAAACAGUCUUUCUCCCUCUCAUCGGUCUCGUGCCCGCAGAGAAACUGCGCCCGUCCGACCUCAUCGGCGUGAACAAAGACUCUUACCUUAUCCUCGACACCUUACCCGCUGAAUACGACUCGCGAGUAAAGGCCAUGGAGGUCGACGAGCGGCCUACAGAGACGUAUACGGAUAUCGGUGGUCUGGAGAAGCAGAUCGAGGAGUUGGUCGAGGCGAUCGUGUGGCCUAUGGAGCAGGCGGACAGGUUCAAGACGCUCGGAAUUAGGCCACCAAAAGGUUGCUUGAUGUAUGGUCCUCCAGGAACCGGCAAGACCCUUCUCGCCCGUGCCUGUGCCGCCCAAACCAACGCUUGCUACCUGAAACUUGCCGGACCCUCUCUCGUCCAGAUGUUCAUCGGUGACGGCGCCAAACUCGUUCGUGAUGCCUUCGAACUCGCAAAGGAGAAGGCGCCGGCGAUCAUCUUCAUUGAUGAGUUGGAUGCCAUCGGUACCAAGCGGUUCGACUCGGAGAAGAGCGGUGAUCGUGAGGUACAGAGGACGAUGUUGGAGUUGCUGAAUCAGCUUGAUGGGUUCAGCUCGGACGAGAGGAUAAAGGUCAUCGCCGCGACGAACCGUAUCGACAUCCUCGACCCCGCCCUCCUCCGUUCCGGCCGUCUCGACCGUAAGAUCGAGUUCCCCUUACCCAACGAGACCGCCCGUGCCCGCAUCCUCGAGAUCCACUCCCGUAAGAUGACCAUCGGCCCCGAUGUCAACUACGAAGAGCUCGCGCGGAGCACGGACGAGUUCAACGGUGCGCAGCUCAAGGCUGUGUGUGUUGAGGCAGGUAUGAUUGCGCUUAGGGAGGGCGCGACGAGGUUGGGUCAUGAGCAUUUCUUGAGCGGGAUUGCGGAGGUGCAGAGUAAGAAGAAGAAUGAUUUGAUGUAUUUCGCGUAG